Pelagomonas calceolata is the source of this 1046-nucleotide messenger RNA. NCBI's taxonomy places the organism in Eukaryota, Pelagophyceae, Pelagomonadales, Pelagomonadaceae. The record is from the annotation of a GenBank genome assembly.
AUCUCCUGCUGCUGUGGUCCAAAUCCGCUAAUCAUAGAGGGACGGCAGCCCGAGCGACGCCCGGAGGCAGCCCCGGUGUACCAUCCGAAGAGAAGAAGCUCCGAGCCGGGCCCUACGACCACCGCGCGCCUGGCUAGGCAAAAGGGCAGCCAAAAACAAACAUGGCCGCAGCAGCACCAAUAUACGGCAGCGUCGCCGCCGACGACGCCGCGCGGGCGACCAUGAUGGUCCUGAGCUCGAAGAGACGGCGGCGGCAGCUCGCGGCGGGCGCCAUAGCGCUUCUCGGGCUCUUUGCGGUGAACGGCGCCCGGAACGCGAAACUCCCGACGCGCGCCGUCGCGCUGACGGCGACGGCGGGCGCCGCGAGCUGCCCCGUGGUAUUUGGGUACGACGUCGUUGCGUAUCAUCUGGGCGAGGUCCGGCCGAGCCAGGGUGGCGUGCCCGGCAGUUCCGAAUACAGCGCCUCUCUUUCCACAUCUUACGGCACGUACGUCUUCUGGUUCCGGAACGGUCACAACCGGGACCUGUUCGUAAGCGAUCCUUGGCGCUAUGCCCCGCGCAUGGGCGGCCACUGCACGGCGUCGGUGGCCUACGUCGACGGCGCGUCGAAGGUCGUGACCGGCGACUCGUCCGUGCCCAUCUGUGUCGGGCAGAAAGAUCCGUACGAAGAGAAGACGAUGGGUCAGCCCUGGGUCAUUGUCUCCAAUAAACUCUACUUCUUCAACUGCGACGCGACCUGGAUCUUUAGUAAACCAAAAGAUUACGUAGAUACGGGUAGCAAAGACCAACUGGAGUCGAUCACGGCGCUCGCGGAGGCCAAUUGGUUGUCAGAAUUUGGCUCGGCAACGGACGGGCCCUUCAACGCGGCGGACUACUGCUCCUGGCUCAUGGGGGAUUCGAAAGAUGACUGGGCCCACGGCGCGGGCUUCGGCUGCACGGGCGUUCAGGAGCCGGUCGACUUUUGCCUGGCCGCGGGGACCCUUAGUGGAGAGGCGUGGCUCGUGGACCCGCUGCAUAAUCGGCGGCGGUAACUUGUGAUUCGUUUU